AUGAAUAAUGGAUUAGCGCAGCCGCCGCUGGAACCACUGCAUCUCCGCUUGGAUAUCCCGACUUUCCUGAACGAACUGCAAGCCCGAUUGUUUAUCGAUCUUAUGUGGGCCUGGCGCUGGCACAUUUGCGAUCCGAUAACUAUGCGUUAUGAUUCGCCGGCGUUGAAUUACUUUUGUAUCGCCAUCUUACGUCUUGCAGCUUGGGAUUUCGAGGUUUCAUUUGACACCGACGUUGACCUCCCAGUGACUGAUUAUCCUGGUGUACCCUGGAGCUGCCCCAAAGGUGACAUCUACUGGUUCCAUGGAUUUCUUGUUGUUCUACACAACAACCUGGAGGAUCAAUCCAUGAUCCGCUCAGCCGUUCAAAAGGCUGAGCAGUACCUUGAGAAAACCGCAUCCCAGAGUCAUCACACCCGCUUGAUAAUCAUUUCGACAUGCCAUGUUGUUUUUGCAGAGAUCUCAGACGACACUAUCCGUGCAAGCAGCCCAAGUAUGCUGAUUUCGGAUAUGUCCAGCGGCCGGUGGCCUGCGGGUUUCCGUGCCCUCUGCCAGAUCCUCACAACAAACUGCUGGGGACAAAGCAAAAUGCACCGGGAAACAUGGAAGCCUCACCUGCCUGCGGAAAUCGUUCAACUCAUCCUGCAGCAUCUGGAACCACGCGAUGCGGUAGCAUUCGCACAAGCGUCUUUCAUUGCCGAAAAAUGGUAUUACGCAAGUGUACACCAAUUCACUGGCCUUGUCGUAUAA
Molecule: messenger RNA, 747 nt
Organism: Aspergillus luchuensis
Lineage: Eukaryota; Fungi; Ascomycota; Eurotiomycetes; Eurotiales; Aspergillaceae
Exons: 1
Coding region: 1-747 (248 amino acids)
Source: RefSeq, a predicted model, not a curated record